Messenger RNA from Aspergillus clavatus NRRL 1, 1308 nucleotides. RefSeq lists its product as uncharacterized. NCBI's taxonomy places the organism in Eukaryota, Fungi, Ascomycota, Eurotiomycetes, Eurotiales, Aspergillaceae. Bases 1 to 1308 code for a protein of 435 amino acids. The transcript is spliced from 2 exons. The record is from RefSeq and is a predicted model, not a curated record.
AUGUACAUUCCAGCUCCGACUCAUGGGCUGGUGGCCCGUCAAAACGGCACCAGCACCGAGACCAAAGACGCCAAACCAGAUCCCGGUCCAAAUGGUUCCGACAAGAAUAUCACUUAUGUCAUUGUCGUUCUGGCUGCCGUUUGCUUUCUCUCGCUCAUCGCUAUUGUCUGGUUCGUUUUACGCUACCUGCGCAAGAAAGGCUGCAGUCCGAAGUACAUCCCCUCCAAAUUUCUGAAAGAGAAAUGGACUCGCUGGAACGUGGGGAAAUCCUAUGAUCCAGUCGCAAAUGGCUCCGCUGUCAAUCGAAACGCGUCUGCCCCAGGCACCGACGGCACAGAAAUGGCCGCGCGCACUACCAACACCGUCCGUCGAGAUGCUUCGAUCCGCUCCAUUGCUACACUCCCUGCCUAUUCCGCGAAUCCGAAUACCGGCGAACAGGUCAUUGCCCGCGAAGGAGAACGAGAUGGGAUGGACACUGUGGUCGAAUACCCUGAGACUGCCGAAGAAGAGGAGGCCCGCAGAGAGGGGCUGAUGGCUAGCUUGUACCAAGCUCGUGUGCGCCGUCGGGAGGAGUUGGCGGCACGUGAGGCCAGACGACAGGCGCGCCGUGAAGCUCGUGUUCGUGGUGAUCAUGCCCAGUUGGAAUUACUGCGGGACGAGGAUCGUCGUCUCCGUGAUCGCCAACGUAAUAGGAGCCAUUCUUCGACGAACGAAAGUGGUAGCACUUCCAAUCUUUCUUCGGCCUUGGAGCAAAGUCGCGGUCGCGACAGACGGAUUUCCAGUGUUAGUUACGCCGAUGUGGGCUACGUUCGCCACGACGGCUCCCGUGUUCGAGCUCCUUCCCUUGACUCCGAUCGUCGCCCGUUGCUCUUCAGCACUCCUUCCGCCGGCUUUGAUACAUCCAACCGGUCUUCUCUCGUCGAGGCGACCAGCAUACACUCGCGGGGUGAAUCCUACUCUUCUGCUUCCACGGGUCCGGUCGAUCCCGGCAAUUUGACCAGGGUCCAGUCACAAGCGCAUUCUAUGCAAUCUACGAUGCCAUCCACCCCUGGUGGGGACGAAGGAGAUGUCGGUGACUUGACCAUCCCCCCGCCCGACUACGACAAUCUAGACUGGGGAGAGGCGCCCCCUUAUCAGAGUCCGGACUCCCCACGCGGCGAGCAGGUCGCACGCUCGCGGGAUCUGACCGCUGUGCCUACCAUCCACGUGGAUGUGGCCAGUCCCGUCAGCGAGAGUCCCCGGGGCUCCCCUGGUCCUGCACCUAGAAGUGUGGAUUCUUCGCUUGAAAACUCCCCUCAAGCUCACUAG